Messenger RNA from Candida dubliniensis CD36, 4443 nucleotides. It is a transcript of the gene TSC2, whose product is annotated as Tsc2p. Gene Ontology annotation, molecular function: GTPase activator activity. Gene Ontology annotation, cellular component: TSC1-TSC2 complex; nucleus; cytoplasm. The record is from RefSeq and is a predicted model, not a curated record. The transcript has a single exon. Bases 1 to 4443 code for a protein of 1480 amino acids. Gene Ontology annotation, biological process: negative regulation of TOR signaling; regulation of small GTPase mediated signal transduction; positive regulation of GTPase activity. NCBI's taxonomy places the organism in Eukaryota, Fungi, Ascomycota, Pichiomycetes, Serinales, Debaryomycetaceae.
AUGUCUACAUAUCAUCCUAGUUUUAGUUCCUCAGGAGGACUUGGAAGUGUUUUCAAAUCCAUUACUAAAUCAUUUAAACAAUCACCAUCCACUAAACGAGUUCCUGUCACCAUCAAUCCAACAGUUGUAGGUGGUGGCCAAGAUUUACAAAACCUUAUUGAUCAAUUACAAACUUCAUCGUCAUCAAGUGUUAAAUUACAAGCAGUUAAAAAAUUAAUUGAAUCAAUUAAAAAUUAUCUGAUUUCAUCAAUUCCUGAAAUAUGGUACGUUGCUCGUAAGAAUUGCGACAUUAAAAAUAUAAAACAUUCACGAGAUCUUCGACGAGCAACGUUAGAAUUAUUAAAUGCAUGUAUAAAGAAAGAUGAUUUAACGUCUGUGGGGACAAGAAUACGAUAUUUUAAUGAUAUUUUCAAAUGUUGUAUAUUUCAAGAUAAUAAAUUUGAUCCCGAUUUUGAUUUAUUUUUAAAAGCCUUACUAGUGUUAACUGGUGAAGGAAGAGAUAUUUAUGAUUUUAUAAUAUAUGAAGAUAGAAAUAAUCUAUAUAUUUUUUUGGAAAAUUGUUUAACUGUUGCGAUUGAAUUACUGGCAGUUUACAAUUUUCAAACAGAGAUUCAAGAUAUUACAACUAAAGAGAAUGAUGAAAAGUUUGCUAAUAUAUAUAGAGUAAUUGAAUUCACGAGAAAUUGUAUCAAAUUCAAUUAUACUGUUUUCAGUGAGAAUAUGGUCAUUUGGAUAAUUAAUAAGAUUAUUGAAACCAAAUCUAAUAACAAACUAAUAUUAUUGGCGAUUAUAGAUAUCAUCAAUUCGUUAUCAAUAUAUGGACAAGUCCCCAAAGAAUGUAUACCACAAAUGGUCAAGUUUUUGGCAACCAUUUAUGGACUGAGUUUAGAUAAAGGUAUUAGUUCAUCAGUAUGGGGUUGUGUUAAGAAUCUUUGUCAUGAUCAUACGUAUCGUGACAUUAUAAAUUCUUUAUGUGACAAUAUUCAAAGCCCAGAUAUAAAUCUUUACAAAAUAGAUUCUGCAGAAGGGUUACAAUCAGUAUAUGCAUGUACGGGAUCAGUAAAAUUAAUAAGAAAUUUCCAAGUACAAUCUGGUUUAUCACGAAAUGAAAAUAUAUUUGAAAUCCUGCAAGUACAAAUAUUGAAUUCAUUUAAAGUUGCAUUAAGUUUUGGUAUAGAUAUUAUAAAUUCAGUAUUUUUGGAUUGUAUUGAUAGACUUUUAGCUAAAGAUUCUUAUAUUGACAACUUUGAAAUUUCAUUUAAUGAUUCCAUUGAUAAAAUAUUCCCUUUCCAAUUAUGGUACUCUUCUAAUUCAAUGUAUGAUAUUUUCAAUUUGUUAAAAGUAGAUACUGAACAAGAUAAGAGUUGUUUCCAAAGUAUAUGUUUAUCAUUGCAAUCGUUAUAUGAAAGUCAAGAAUUGUUUACUCCUAAAGAUAAAUUGAUUAAUUUUUUCACAAAUUAUAUUGAAUAUUUACCGAUUAAUACUAUUAUAUUUGUUUUACAAUAUUAUUCUGAUAAUAAAAUGUGCAGUUUGCUUAAUCCAUUUUGGCGAGAAAAUUCCAUGAAAUUAUUGAAUCAUUUUUAUUUCCCCGUUAAUAUUGAUGUGACAGUGAAAAUGAGGUGUCUUCAAGUUAUCUUGGAUGCGUAUAAUACUUCUGUUGCAAUAUUUAACGAUAAUGAUAUCAAAUACGAAAUUAUUUUAGAAAUAGCAAAGAGAUCGUUACGUGAAACAAAUGAAGAGUUGUUGAGGUAUUUGAUUAAUAACUUAUUUGGUGUUGUGUUUUUGAAAUGUCCCAAUACAAUAUUCAAACAAUUGGUGACCGUGUUUUUACCCUUAUUUCAACCUCCUCAAGCACCACCGAAAUCACUGCAUCUAGUUUUUGAAGGUCUGAUCACCCUGAGUUUUGUAACGUCUACCCGUACACUGGGUACUGUACAAGAACAUGGAAGUAUAGAAUUCACAGAAGCAAUAACUAAAUUAUUAUGUACAACAUUUAUUAAGGCAACUCCGGAAAGAGCUCAAGAUUGUUAUAAUUUUUUGAUAGAAAUAGCCAAUUUAUCGAAACAUAAUGGUAAUGUAUUGUUGAUAAUUGCUAAAUGUUUGGUUCGAAUUAGAUCGACAACGGAAAACUAUAUUUAUUUUACCCAACCUAGUGAUAUGGCAGGUUUAGCAUUAGCAUUCCGUCGAGAUAUUUCAACAACAUGUUCCGAUAGUUCAAAAGUACUGGGGUGGGUAUAUCCAGAAACUGUAGAUUAUUUGCCUGAAGAAUUGUUUGACCAACCUAAUCGAAACUUACUAUUGUUUAAAGUUGCAAAAGAUGUGGAAACAGAUAAAUAUUAUAUUGAUAUUCAAAAAUGGCUUCAAUUGGUCUUAUAUAUAAUGGAUCAAUAUAUUGAUUGGGAAGUAUAUUCAUAUGUUUGGGCUCAUUUUGUUAGUCAAUUAUCAAAUACAAAAUUGUUUUAUGAUUGUGAUUUAGAAAUCAAUGAACUUCGGAAAAUUAUAUGCAAUCAAUUAACUUUGAAUUUACCUUCUAGUCUUAAAUUACCUCAUAAAACCCAAAAUAUUGAAGUCACCAAAGCAGAUUUACAGGUUGUUUUCGUUAGAAGUUUAUCAUCACUUACGGGAUAUUUCAAUAAAUUCACUAAACCAGAUCAAGAUCAAGUAGUGAAUAGUUUAAUAUUUGGAUUAGGAUCUUGGGAUAAAACUGCUGUUCCAUGUAUUAAUAUUUUGACAGUUUGUUGUUAUGAAAUUCCAUUAUCAAUUAAAAAAUUUUUGAAUUCAAUUUUAACUAAAUUACAAACAAGAAUAACUAGUGCUAAUGCUGCAGCUCAUUCUCUUGAAUUUUUAAUAUCAUUAUCACAACUUCCUAGUUUGACAACUAAUUUCACUGUUGAAGAUUUUAAACAAGGGUUUGGAAUUGCAUUUAAGUAUAUUCAAUAUUCAAUAGAUUUAGAAAAAAGAUCUCAACAACAACUGCAACAGCAAAAUCUGCCACAAAUAAUACAACAACAUGGUGUUGAUGCUGAUGUUGAAGAAACCCCACUGACACAACAACAAACAAUUACCCCAAUUCUAUCGGAAUAUAUAUUAAUGUUAUCGUAUCAUAUUAUUGCUAGCUGGUUUGUCACAUUAAAAAUGAGUGAUCGAGUUGAAUUACAACAGUUUAUUAUUAAAAAUUUGAAAUUAUGCAGUGAAAGCAAUGAAAACCUACAAGAUCAAACUAUUGGAUUUCUUGAUUUUAUCAAGAAAUUCACAUCUAGUGAUUUACCAUUGGAAAUGCGAUUACCCAGUAACAAUAACAAAUCCAAUACAAGUAAUGGUAAUGGUAGUGGUAGUAGUAAUAAUAGUAGUACUGCUAGUAUUUGUAAUAGAUGGAUGGUUGAUAAUUUGGUAGUAUCGAUUGAAACUGAACCAUAUGGUGGAGAUACUGAAUUAAUUAUUCGUAAACCAACUGGGAUAUCAAAAUUCAAUAUCACUUUAGAUCAUCCUUCAUCAAUGAACAAUAAUAAUACAUCACCUAUGGUAUUACCAAACUAUUUCUUACUGCAAUUAGUUGAAAGUAAUAUUGAUCCUAUUCUUAUACCUGAUGAUGUAAAUACCAAUCGAGCAAUAUCAGUGUUAGAUCGGAUUCCUAGUGUUGAAUUUCAUAAAAUAGGUAUAAUUUAUAUUGGUAAAAAUCAAAUGACAGAAAAUGAAGUUUUAAGUAAUCGAAUUGGAUCAAUUGAUUAUCAAAAGUUUUUAAGUAAUAUUGGUGAUUUAAUUAAGUUACAAGGAUGUAAAAGUAUUUAUACUGGUGGAUUAGAUACUGAAAAUAAUAUUGAUGGAGAAUUCACGAGAUAUUGGCGAGGGAAAUAUACUCAAGUUAUAUUUCAUGUUGCUACAAUGAUGAAUAAUGAACAAACAGGUCAAACAGGUCAAACAGGUCAAACUCAAAAUGGGAAUGGAAAUGAAUUAACUGAUAUGGAUAUUCAACGUAUGAUUGAUUUGAAAAAACGACAUAUUGGUAAUAAUCAUGUCAAUAUAUUUUAUGAUGAAUCAGGUCAUGAAUUUAAUUUCAAUUUAAUUAAAAGUCAAUUCAAUUUUUUAAGUAUUGUUAUUACUCCUCAUACUUAUUCUCAAGAUUAUAAUUUGACAUCAUCAUCAUCAUCAUUUUCAUCAUCUUCUUCAGAUGAUAAACUGUUGGAAAAAUAUUUCAAGGUGAAAAUGUAUCGACGUGGUGGUGUUCCGUCAUUUUGUGGGAUAUCUCAUUUUAAAUUAAUUAGUGAAAGAGAAUUACCAGUGUUUAUAAGAUCAACAAGUUUAUUAGCAAGUAUAUUUGCAAGUAUUUGGCAUGGUAGUAAAAAUGUUUGGUCUCAAAGAGUGAAACAAUUGAAACUCAUAUCUUCAUAUACCUUGCCUAAUCUGAAUUCAACAGCAACAACAACAACAACGGUGUAUAGUUGA